CAGCCCACAAAGCUGAUGUGGAUCCAGGUUUCAAAGGGUUAAAGCCAGCCUUUAUUUCAGCUCUCACUCUCACUGUACUGCCAGCACAGAUUUUCACAGCGGUUCACAUGCAUGUCUUCUCACCGUGUAACCCAGCAUGCCUUGCUCACUGUCCAUAGUAUGAGUUUCAGUGAAAGGGGAAAAGCUUGUCAGAGUUUCUUUAAAGCAGCCCUUUGAUUAUCAUAGAUCCGCCCAGUGGUUAUCCAGUUACCGGCCUCUUCGCAGCUAUUGGCUGCAAGGAGCUAAUUAUGCAAGGUAGUGAAUCCCUGUGGGGGAGGUGGGGCCAAAACUGAAAGAACUCCUUUGGCAGGCAGAAUAGAGCUUUUAUUGAGGAUAUUUCUAAGCUGACCAUCAGGGACCAAAUCGCUGGAUUGUUGCAAAAAAAAAAAAAAAAAAACACAUCUCAGCUGAAUCACGCUGCUCCCCCUCUUUCAUUCCUUCCCUCGUUUCAUUUCAGUGAGACGGAGUGUAGCUCAUGCAGUACCCAGCAGCAAGCAGAAUGCAAGGAAUCUACAGUAUUCCCCUGUCUCACACAAGAAGCCCAGUUCACUACUGAAGGACAGGAGAGGGGAGAAAGAGGCAGAGCCAGAGAGCAGUCAGGGGAGGAUUCACACUGCUGUGGUUGAGAGGAGGAACGUACGGUCUUGUCCUGUUCUGCUCUGCUCUUGUUGCCUCAGGUGUGUGCGCUCCUCCCUCCCCUCCGCGGUGCCUGCUGCUGUCAGCUCCAUCCCUGGGUGGCUGAGGCCAUGGUGUUGGUGCUGCGAGCCCUGCUGCCCUGCUUCUGCACCCUGCUCUCCCUGGACCUGCUGCCUGGGGUGGAUCUCGCUGUGCCCCUGGAGGACUUCUACCCCUUUGGCCAGGAGGAGGGGGACUCCCAGACCAUCGCUCAGGACGACGGCGGCUCCAGGCUGGUGGAGAUCUCUGUUGCUUUCCCCUUCUUUGGAGACAGGCACACAGGACUCUAUGUGAACAACAAUGGCCUCGUGUCUUUCCUGAGGGAGGUGUCUCAGUUCACACCUGUGGCUUUUCCCAUCGCCGGAGACAGGAGGGUUGUGGCGCCGUUCUGGGCCGAUGUAGACAACCGUAGAGCAGGAAGAGUUUUCUACAGAGAGAGCCGGGAGCCCUCCAUCCUGAGGAGGGCCUCAGGUGAAGUCAAGACGUACUUCUCAGAGUUCCCCGACUUCAACGCAACAUGGGUCCUCAUCUCUACAUGGCACCAAGUGACUUUCUUUGGAGGAAACUCCCGCACGCCGGUAAAUACUUUCCAAGUGGUGCUUAUUACAGACGGAGAGCUUUCCUUCACUGUAUUCCACUACAACAACAUCACGUGGACCACAGGCAUGCACGCCAGCAGCGGAGGAAACCUGGCGGGGCUGGGAGGGAUCGCAGCACAGGCAGGUUUCAAUGCUGGUGACGGCAAGCGCUAUUUUAACAUCCCCGGCUCUCGCACGGCUGACGUGGUGAACGUUGAGGAAACCACCAACGUGGGCUACCCGGGAAAAUGGGUCUUCCGUAUAGACGAUGCAAACGUUGAAGUGGGUGGCUGCAAUGACUCCGCGUCAGUGUGCCCACACCUGAGACCGUGUCUGAACGGAGGCCAGUGCAUCGAUGACUGCAUCACAGGAAACCCCUCCUUCACUUGCUCCUGCUUGGCCGGCUUCACCGGCCGACGGUGCCAGAUAGAUGUCGAUGAGUGUGCCUCAUCUCCUUGCCAGAACGGAGGGACUUGUGAAGACCAGAUUAAUAGUUUCAUCUGUCACUGUCCUCCUGGAUACACUGGAGCUCAGUGUGAAACAGACGUUGACGAAUGCAGAGACGGACCGUGCCUCAACAACGCGUCGUGUGUACAAGGCGCCGGCAGCUUCACCUGCGUGUGUGAACCGGGUUACACUGGUGUCCUGUGUGAGACAGACAUAAACGAAUGCGAGUCGCAGCCCUGUCUGAACGGAGGAGAGUGCAUCGAUCAGGUGGCCAACUUCACCUGUGCUUGUCCGGACACCUUCACCGGAGCUCUCUGCGAGACAGAGUUGGUGGAGCUUCAGGUCAAUUCAACUGAGGCAGAAAACCAAACAGCCUCGUGUGGAGACGAAAACUGCAAGAAGAACCAGAUCUGUGAAUACACCAACUCGGGAAUCUACAACUGCACAUGCGCUCCGGGUUUCUACGGUGACGAGUGCGAAGAGGAAUGUCUUUGCCAGAACGGGGGCGUCUGUGUGGACAUCAAUGGGACCUGUGAAUGCCCUUCAGGCUACACAGGACUCUACUGUCAGUUUGAAGUAACCCAGACGCCCUGCAGUCACAGCAGACCGUGUCCUGACGGAGGUCCCUGUUUGGAGUACGGGGGAGCGUACCUGUGCACGUGUCAGACGACCGGAGCGGAGCUGGAUCACAAGGACUUCUACCCCUAUGUACAGCCCCGAUCGGUCUGCGACUCCUCUCCGUGUCUGAAUGGAGGCUACUGCUACGAGCGGGACGGAGGCUACACCUGCGAGUGCAAAUACGGAUACUGGGGGAAGCACUGUGAAAAAGUUAGACUCAAUACCUGUGCUUCUGGCCCCUGUCGCAACGGAGGCUCCUGUAAGGAAGAGGCGGGGAGCUACCGAUGUGUGUGUCCUUACAGAUUCACUGGGAAACACUGUGAAGUGGGGAAGCCGGACCCCUGCGCCUCCAGCCCCUGUCUGAAUGGGGGGACGUGUUUCCACUACAUCGGGAAGUACAAAUGUGAAUGCACGGAUGCUUUCAGCGGCAGGCACUGUGAAACAAGCAGGAGCUCAGUUCAAACCAGCGCAGAGCUCGGCUGCGGGCUGCCUCCGCAAGUGAAGCACGCAGAGGUCCAGUUCUCCUCAACAACACCGGGCUCCAUGGCGGUGUAUAUCUGCCACGCAGGCUUCACGUCUGUGCCCAGAGCCACCCAGAGCAUCUGUGGCAUCCAGGGAGACUGGAGCCAGCCGCCCGUCUGUGAGGAGAUCAAUGAAUGCCUGUCGCAGCCUUGCCUGAAUGGCGGUACGUGUCGAAAUCAUGUUGGAUCCUACCAGUGUGAGUGUGACAAAGGCUUCAGCGGAAACCGCUGUCAGACAGACAUAAACGAAUGCCUGUCGGACCCCUGCAAGAACGGGGGGACAUGUGAGGACCAGCCCGGCUCUUACCUGUGUCACUGUGCUCAAGGCUUCAAAGGACAGACCUGUGAAACAGAGCAGGACGCGUGUGACUCCAACCCCUGUCUAAACGGAGGCGUGUGUCGGGGUUACAGACGGAAUUAUUUGUGCGUGUGCAAAGACGGUUUCUUCGGGGACCAGUGCCAGAUGUUGGAGAACCCGUGUGUCCUGCAGCCGUGUGGAAACCGCGGCCUCUGCAGGAGUGACAAGAGAGGAAACUACAACUGUGUUUGUAAAGUCGGACACACGGGCAAAGACUGCGAGAAAGACCUGCUGCCUCCCUCUGGUCUGCAUGUCCUGCGCGUGGAGGAGAACGAGGUGGAGCUGCGCUGGGACGAGCCGGAGCCGUCACACAGCCUCAUCAGCGGCUUCGUCGUCACUUACGGUCCCCUGGGCGGCGACAGCCACAAAACAGACCUGCUGGAGAGGCAGCAGUCCACGCACGUCAUGCGCGGCCUGGUGCCCGGCCUGCUCUACAACAUCUCCACCUUCUCCAUCAAACGAAACACCAACAGCAACGACAACAGCCAGCCCGCCACCGCACUCAUACGCACCAGGCCUCAGCCGGUGGAGCAGCUGCAGGUGGUGAACGUGUCCUCCUCUCAGGUGUGGCUGAGCUGGCUGGUUCAGGCGGCUCGUCACGCAGCCGUCAGCAGGGUGCACGUGUCUCUGCUGCCCUCAGACGGGAGUGAAGCUCGCACCGCUGUGCUCAACACGAGCACCACUGAGUACAGUUUCAGUUCUUUGCUCCCGGCUCAGAUGUACACUGUGGAUGUUUUGACUCAAAGUGGAAUCAGACCAGAUGAGGUUCCCUCCACCAGCCACUCAGCUGGACCGCUGACAUUUUGGACAAGGCCGCUCCCCCCGCAGAACCUCUCCCUGUCGCAUGUCACCACCAACUCAGCACUGAUCACCUGGAGCCGCCACCCGAGAAACGUCCCGGAUGGCUUUGUGGUCAACGUGACCCGAGGGCUGAACACCAGGAGCCGCUUCCUGCCCAACGGGAAGUUAGGGUCAUAUACGCUGCGAGAGCUGACGCCAGGACAGCACUACUACGUGGCUCUCACAUCUGUGAAAAAGACGGGGCAGGAACAGAUCCACAGCGUACCUCAGCACUUAGCCUUCACUACCUUACCGAUGGGGGAAGAUCGGGGAGAAGAGAGAGGCCAGGCGGGACCGGACAGGGGACGCACUCUUCCUCCGUCUCAGCCUCAGGAUCUGGGAGGAACAGCGGAAACAGAGAACUCAGAGGAGCUGCCCAGAUACACAGAAUUAAUUGACAGGAGGGGAAAGAUAACAGCCAAGUUCAUCCAGAUGCCUCGAAAAGCCAUUCGACAUCGUACCAAACCGGACCCGCCGAUCAGAUUAGAGAAGAUGGAAGAAACAACAAACAAAAUCAGCCUCGCACUAGAGAUUCAAGAAGAAGGUUUAAGGACGAAGCCUGAGCCGCCACAGGACUGCCGCAGUCUGCCCUGCCAGAACGGAGCUGCCUGUGUGAGCGGAGGAGACUCGUUCAUCUGCGACUGCGCAGCCGGGUUCAAGGGCAGACAGUGUGAACUGUCGUGCCAGCGAGUGCCGCACCCCUGCACCCGCCUCUACUCUGAAACCAAGAGCGUGCCCGUGUGGGAGGGCGGAGUGUGCCACUACCUGUAUAAAAGGACGUACAAAGUGCAGCAGGAUGUUUGUUAUCGAGAGAUUUGUGAACCGACGCCUCCAAAGAAAAGUCAGAGCAGAAGAACAAACAGACAACAAUAAAGAGCACUUGGAUACUGAUGAAAGGACUGUCAUCACUGUCGUGUGAAAAAAAACCUAACUUCAAUUUUGGUGUUUAUAAUCUACUUGAAGUAACUGAUUAAGGUCAUUUUUUGUGCUGUCAGAACCCACUGUAACAUUUUAGAAACAGAUCAUCCUUCAUCUGAAAAUGAGGUUGUGUUUGUUCAUUCCUGAGCGCUGUGUGUGUGUGCAGCUCUGCGCUUCACCAGAGGACUUCAGUCAGUCAAAAAGAAAGAAAAAAGGUCCAAAUCAUUUAUCAUUUGUGACGUUUGGCGACUGAUUUUCGGUACAAACACAUAUGUAUGCAAAUAUUAAUGGUGAGCAGUCCGCCGUGCUGCAUCAGAGACCUUAUAUACCUCAUUUCCAUGUCCAUGCUGACACAUUAGGAGGUUUUUUUUAUUAUUUUUUGUGAUUCAGCUGCAGGUUUUGUCCCUCAGGGAAAUAACUGUAGAGUGUUCCAGUCUUCUCCUGACACACGCCUCCUCCCCUCCUGAUCUUCUUACAAAGACGAUGGGAAAUGUUUUUUCUCCACACUCCAUAAAUUCAUCUCUUCCUCUGACGAUGGCGCACAGUGUUUUCUGUGUAUAAAUAUCUGUUUCUGUGUCUUAGCAGGCAUCACUGCUCGCUCUUCUGUA
This is a messenger RNA of Plectropomus leopardus (leopard coralgrouper), 5602 nucleotides long. It is a transcript of the gene sned1, whose product is annotated as sushi, nidogen and EGF-like domains 1. Gene Ontology annotation, molecular function: protein binding; calcium ion binding. The record is from RefSeq and is a predicted model, not a curated record. Gene Ontology annotation, biological process: cell-matrix adhesion. NCBI's taxonomy places the organism in Eukaryota, Metazoa, Chordata, Actinopteri, Perciformes, Serranidae.